This is a messenger RNA of Verticillium alfalfae VaMs.102, 1155 nucleotides long. RefSeq lists its product as hypothetical. NCBI's taxonomy places the organism in Eukaryota, Fungi, Ascomycota, Sordariomycetes, Glomerellales, Plectosphaerellaceae. The transcript is spliced from 2 exons. Bases 1 to 1155 code for a protein of 384 amino acids. The record is from RefSeq and is a predicted model, not a curated record.
AUGGCGACAACGGAACCUGCGCCCUCGCCUCAUGAUCGCUCCGAUCGUCCGGGCCGGCGUCGUCCCUUCUCCACGUGGGUAAAGAAGCUCACGACCAACUUCAAAAACUCCUCCAGCGACGGCCAGCUCCGCAACGGCUCCGAAUCGAAGCGACUACAGGGCAAGAAGGGCCACAAGAAGCACGUGUCGAAGAACAAUAACCCAUACCCGCAGUCAGGCCGUGUCGGGCAGGGACAGACAAACCACAGCUCGCACUCGUUCUCGUCAACAGGCCGCAGCGGCAGUGCAACGUCACUAGAACGGAGCGUGCGGUCCGACGACGACCGACCCCCACACACAGCGGGCGGGGCACGGUCGCUGGCGCCGACGGUAGCGACGGACCAUGAGGCGCCGCAUUCGAUGGUCGCGCCGUCGCAUGGCGCCUCGUCCGUCGCCGGGACGAACCGCACGGCCGGGGGGAUCGAUUCGAGGCGGGGUGGUGACAGCACUUUCUCGUCGCCGGCGCCGUCCGUGCGGUCGCUGACAACAACCCUGACGACGAUCCAAUCGACCAUGGCGCCGAACACGCAAACGACGACCAGCAACGCCGGUAACGGACACCACGGCGGCGGCGGCGGCGGCCACCAGGGCCACACGCAGUCGAUUCAGUUCCACCAGCCCUUCCCGACGGCAUCGCCUGCCUCCGCGAUCCCCUCCCACCUGGCGCCCUCGUCGACGGGGCCCGGCCACCCGACGACGUACAACAGCGCGACGGCCAACAACCUGCUGACGGACGACGCCUCGAUCCUGACGCUCGCCUCGUCGUCGAAGCGCCGCCGCCGCCGCUCCUUCGACACGGACGCCUCGGUCCGCGCCAUGGCGCCCUCGUCCCUCUGGGGCGGCAGCCGCGAGUCGCUGCCCCUCAGCGUCCUCAGCGCCAACAUCGACCACCACGCCGCCGCCGCCGCGGCGCACCAGGCCGGCAACAACCCGCGCAGCCUGCAGGGCGUCGGCGUCGGCGCCGAGCGCACGAGCAUCUACUCGACCUCGGGCGUCGCGACCAUGCUCAGCGAGCGCAACAGCUUCUACGCCAAACAGCAGCGCGACGCCGGGCGACGGCGCCAGCACGCGCAGCGGGUUCCUGGGCCACGGCCGCGCCGACAGCAUCAGCGGUAG